UGGCGUAGCGAUGUGGACGGACUGGGGUCGCAGUUGCGGGCACGGAGAAGUUCAGAAACCAGGCAUUGUGGACUUUUUGUAUACAAUUGAGGAAACAUACUAACGGAAAUCCCUAUUUCUCGUCGAGCAGAGAUUUGGCUCAUCAGUGAUUAAAGAUGAUGGCUGAUGCCAGCGACAUGUUGGCAGCUGCCCUGGAGCAGAUGGACGGCAUUAUAGCAGGCUCCAAGGCCCUGGACUACUCCAACGGGCUGUAUGACUGCCAGUCACCCACCUCUCCUUUCAUGGGCAGCCUGCGGGCGCUUCACCUCUUGGAAGAUCUCAGGAGUGUCCUGGAGUUAAUGGACACAGAGGAAAGGGAGAGUCUACGCUGCCAGAUCCCUGACUCCACAGCUGAUAGUCUGGUUGAGUGGCUCCAUGGUCACCUGUCCAACGGGCACAUCUCUCUGAGCGGGGGUGACCACUACCAGGAAAGACUUUCCCGAAUAGAGAGCGAUAAGGAGUCUCUGGUUCUUCAGGUGAGUGUGCUGACAGACCAGGUUGAAGCUCAGGGAGAGAAGAUUCGAGACCUGGACUUGUGUUUGGACGAGCACAGGGAGAAACUCAACGCCACUGAGGAGAUGCUGCAACAGGAGCUUCUGUGCAGAACUACACUGGAGAACCAGAAGCUAGAACUGAUAUCUGAAGUGUCCAACUUAAAGCUGAAACUGAAUAACAUGGAGAAGGACAGACUUGACUUUGAUGACAGAUUUAGGGACAGCGAGGAUUUGAUUCUUGAAAUUAAUGAACUUCGGUACAGACUGACAGACCUGGAAAGUGAAAAACUACAGUACGAAAAGAAACUUAAAUCCACAAAGUCGCUAAUGGCCAAGCUUUCUAGCCUGAAAAUCAAAAUGGGCCAGAUGCAGUAUGAGAAACAGAGGAAGGAGCACAAACUCCAGGCUAUGAAGGAGGAGCUAGCCAUGCUGAGGAGGCAGCUGGAGGGCAGAGACGGAGAGAUGAGGAGACUACAGGACGAGACAGGCUUCAAAGCCAUCGCCCCGAGCAGUUCAGAUCCCUUAGAGAGAGUCUCUCAUCCAGAUGAAACUCUUAGAAAGAGGCUGAAAGAGAAACAUGUGGAAGUGCAGAGAAUGAAAAAGGCAGUGGAAUCAUUGAUGGCAGCCAAUGAAGAGAAGGAUCGCAAGAUUGAUGAACUAAAGCAGUCGCUGCUGCGGUAUAAGAAAGUUCAAGAGAUGGUGAUGUCAGUGCAGGGAAAGAAAGAGAAAAGCAAAGAUAACGAGCAACUCGAGAGUUUUAAUGAUGGAUCCAUCGUGUUGUUUUCAAACAAACCUGUGUCUGGGGAGUUUGAAAAGUAUGAAGUAAUGGAUCUUGAACAACUGAAAAGGAGAAGCCCAGAUGAGUUGGAGAGCCUUAAUGGACUGAGUGACGAGCCCUCUCCCACACCCAGUCCUUCAGAUCCAGAAGGAAUAUCAGAGUCUGGACCAACAGAUGUAGAAAGCAGCCAAAAUGUCAUAAAGACUGGCAGCCAGGACCAGCUGGAUAAGAGCAAUAAUGAAAAGAAUACAAGUGAAGAGAUCAGUAACCUCAGUGAAAAGCCACCCAUAGGUCCCUCAGCCACCUUGCCUCCCACCCUGCCUGCCCCCACAGAGGAUGACAGCUUUGGCUCGAGAAAGGCUCGUUCAUCCUUUGGGAAGGGCUUCUUUAAGAUCCGUGGGGGCAAGAAGACAUCCAGCACCCCUAACCUCGACCGCAGCCGGAGUGCAAGUGCGCCUAUGCUAGCUGAAACAGAGCGACAGGGCACUGACCAUCUGGAUCUGGCCGGGCUGCCACAGAGAUCGGCCAACAGCGACAGCACCCACACACUCCCUACGACCCCAGAGGGCAAGAAAAAAUCCAAAGGGAUAAAAAAACUCUUUGGGAAGCUAAAAAGGAGUCAGUCCACCACAUUUAACCUGGACGACAACCUACCAGAGGGAGAGUUCAAGAGGGGUGGAGUGCGAGCCACAGCGGGCCCCAGACUGGGUUGGUCUCGUGACCUCCACAGAGCCAACAAUGAUGUUGAUGCUCCCUUUGCCCGCUGGUCAAAGGAUCAGGUGUGUGACUGGCUGCAGGGGCAGGGUCUCGGUCUUUAUGUCAACAUGGCUCGUGUAUGGAUCUCCUCUGGACAGACACUGCUACAAGCCUCACAACAGGACCUGGAGAGGGAGCUUGGCAUCAAACACCCGCUGCACAGAAAGAAGCUGCAGCUGGCUCUGCAGGCCCUUGGCUCAGAGGAGGAGGAUAAUAAGGGAAAGCUGGACUACAACUGGGUGACGAGAUGGCUGGAUGACAUCGGCCUGCCCCAGUAUAAGACCCAGUUUGAUGAGGGGAGGGUGGAUGGUCGCAUGCUGCACUACAUGACAGUGGAUGAUCUGCUUUCUCUGAAAGUGGGGAGCGUCCUGCAUCACCUCAGUAUCAAGAGAGCUAUCCAAGUGCUCCGGCUCAACAACUAUGAGCCCAACUGCUUGCGUCGUAGGCCGUCUGACGAGAACAAUAUUUCUCCAGCAGAGAUAUCCCAGUGGACCAACCAUAGGGUGAUGGAGUGGCUGCGGUCUGCGGACCUUGCUGAAUACGCUCCCAACCUGAGAGGCAGCGGUGUGCACGGAGGCCUGAUGGUUCUGGAGCCACGGUUCAACGUGGAGACUAUGGCUUUGCUGCUGAACAUCCCCCCCAACAAGACGCUGCUGCGCCGCCACCUCGCCACACAUUUCAACCUGCUCAUCGGCUCGGAGGCCCAGCAACUUAAACAGGAGUGUCUGGAAAACCCAGACUACACUCUGCUGACUGCCACCACUAAAGUCAAGCCGAGGAAACUGUCAUUUGGUAACUUUGGUAGUCUGAGGAAGAAAAAGCAGGAGGAGAGCGAGGAGUAUGUGUGUCCGAUGGAUGUGGAGAUGCCAAAGGGACGAAGCUUUCAGAAAGGUUUCGAGCUCCAGAUCUACGAGGACGACCUUGACAGGCUGGAACAGAUGGAGGACUCUGAGGGAACUGUGAGACAGAUUGGAGCUUUCUCUGAGGGCAUUCAAAACCUGACGAGCAUGCUAAAAGAUGAUGAAUUCUUCAAAGAGGCUUCAAAUUCACCGAACCCCAGUGUAACAGACGAUGACUCCAACGCAUGAGACUGUCAGCACCAUGAGACCUGGUCCUGCUGUGAAUGAAACUCUGUGCCAAUUCUCUCCACUUGCACACAGACUUCUCAACAAAAACCCCAAGAAUGCUCCCACAUUUCUUUUUGUAGUGUUACAUUCAAAGAUGAGCCAAAAGUAUUACAGUGUCUCUUUUAUUUCAGUUUUCAACGAUGGUGUUGCGUCAGCCUUCAGUCCAGUAGCCACUAUCACUCCUGAACUUUGUCUCCAUUACUGUCACCUGAUGACAGAGGGAACUUUUAGGGCAACACCACUGCUUGCCUGCCAGCUGGUUUCUGGAGAGAUUUUAUACUGUGUACUGGCAUAUUUCUAUUUAUAAUAGAAAACAAGUGUCAACCAGCAGAAAAACAUCUGAAUAUGCCAAUAUAGAUUUUAAUAUAUGUCUUUUAAAUUGUCUUCUGACUGUAGAAAUAAUGCAAAAAACGAGAUCAUUCAGUAGUGAUAUGCUGAGAAGAUUUCCCCAUUUCUAGAAGUUGGUGUAAAGUAACUCAAAAACAGCUGCUAUACUUUCUACAGAGUUAACCACUGCUAAUUAAGUGGGAACUGUCAUAUAUUUUAUCCCACGCUGAACAUUUUACAGGUUUUCACUCAACAGUAAUAUUCUACACGUAUUUGCACCAAUACAUAUCAUACAGUACACAUGAAUAUCAUUGCAAGGUAUUGGAAUUCAACACAUUUAUGCAAGAGGUUGUUGUUUAUUUUAUUGUUACCAUAAAAUUAUUUUUAAUGGAACCCAGUUGGCUGACUCAAAGUUAUUUUUGAAAAAAGUGUUGUGGAAUAUUUAGAUUUGUUAGAUAAGUCAGUUUCCUUUUUACCCCAAAAUAAUAAUGUUAUAAUGCAACCCUCUGCCAUACAUGAGAAGUUGAACAGUUUUGUUGGGUUGUGUUUACUUUGUUUGUUUUUUUACGUUUAUUCAUUUCUAAGAUCAAUAAAGUAAUUUAAAUAAA
This is a messenger RNA of Centropristis striata (black sea bass), 4129 nucleotides long. RefSeq names its product PPFIA binding protein 1b (gene ppfibp1b). Gene Ontology annotation, molecular function: protein binding. The record is from RefSeq and is a predicted model, not a curated record. Gene Ontology annotation, cellular component: presynaptic active zone. Bases 156 to 3155 code for a protein of 999 amino acids. Lineage: Eukaryota; Metazoa; Chordata; Actinopteri; Perciformes; Serranidae. Gene Ontology annotation, biological process: neuromuscular junction development. The transcript has 28 exons.